AUGUCGCGUCGCUCGCACCCCCGGCCGCGAGUUCACUCACGUGUUCGUCGACAGGCCGCCCCCGAGCCGACGCCGGCACCAGAGCCGAACCCCGCGCCGGAGCCCGACCAUCCUCCAUCCGAUGACGAAAAGGAGCCCGGCGACUGGCGACCGUCGCGUCCACCGUCGCCCCCGCAAGGCCCUGAUGAUGUUUCUGAAGUGUCCGAAGCUACACGACCCACCAGACCAGAGCCUGUAAGCCGAUACGCCAAUCUCAACUAUUGGAAGGCUAGGCGAGUUACGUUUUAUCGCAAUGGAGAUCCUUUUCAUCCUGGAGUCGAGUUCCGGUUUAAGCCAGGCAGGGAUCUCGCUUCCAUGGAUGCGUUGCUGGACAGACUGUCUGAGAGGCUCGAACUGCCGAGAGGUGCCAGGUUCAUAUUUGGGAUGGAUGGAGAUCGAAAGUACAGGCUUGAAGAACUUGAGGAUGGAGCUUCGUAUGUGGUGUCUUCCUACAAAACUUUUAAGGCAGCGAGUUACGGCAAGAAGAACGGUAUGUGGUACGGAGGCGGUACCGGUACCAGCGGAUGGUCAAGAGCUGGUACCCGCAAGCAGUCGGUAGCGGAGUCCGACGCGCCACCACCAGGCGGUGGUAAGCCUAGCAGCGGACGAGUCAUCCGGAUCAUCAACAAUAUGGACCAUUCUAUACAGUGUCGUGUUUUACUGAAUUUACGAACCACACAGCCGUUCGAGGAAGUGCUCGAGGAUCUAGGUCAAGUGUUAAAGAUGAGCGGAGCUAAAAGAAUGUACACAAUUACUGGACAAGAGGUUCGUAGUUUCUCACAACUCCGCAACGAAUUCGCUGAUGUAGAAACGUUUUACUUGGGGCCUGUUAUGAUGGCGCCUGCGUUGAGUCCAGGGAUCAGCGCACCUUUGCCGAUAGAGUCGCCAAUACGGAGGUCCCGUUCUAGAGGUAACGUGGCCACAGCGCCGUUAACAGAAGAUUUGCGAGGCAGACGAGCCAGAAGCAAAAGCCGACCCAGGGUUCUGUAUGCUCCUGAAGGAGAAAUUGUUCGAAACUCAGAUUAUACUCUUCUAGAGGUACUAAAAGAGGAGCCUAUAAGGGUCACAAUACGAGGCCUUCGGAGGACAUUCUAUCCUCCCAUACAUCACGCGCCUAUCGACAACUCCCCACCAGAGAAGAAACUACAACUGGACUGGGUGUAUGGAUACCGUGGUGCCGAUUCCCGCCGCAAUCUCUGGGUGUUACCGACUGGAGAACUAUUAUACUAUGUCGCAGCCAUUGCCGUAAUGUACGACAGAGAUGAAGAAUCACAAAGACAUUAUAUGGGCCAUACAGAAGAUAUCCAGUGCAUGGAACUCCACCCGUCUCGGGAGCUGGUGGCGAGCGGGCAGCGCGCGGGCCGGGGCCGCCGCGCGCAGGCGCACGUGCGCAUAUGGAGCACCGACACGCUACAGACACUACACGUGUUCGGCAUGGCGGAGUUCGAGGCCGGCGUGUCCGCUGUCGCCUUCUCACAACUGAACGGAGGGAGCUAUGUAUUGGCGGUGGACGCUGGCCGAGAGAGCAUUCUCUCCGUCUGGCAGUGGCAAUGGGGACAUCUUCUAGGCAAAGUUGCUACUUUACAAGAGGAGCUGACCGGAGCGGCGUUCCAUCCACUCGACGAUAACCUUCUCAUUACACACGGGAAAGGACAUUUGGCGUUUUGGAACCGAAGGAAGGACGGUUUCUUCGAACGAACGGACAUCAUUAAACCGCCAUCCCGCACACAUGUGACAGCGUUGCAGUUCGAACAGGACGGUGACGUGGUAACAGCAGACAGCGACGGGUUCAUCACCAUUUACAGCGUAGAUAGCGAUGGAGCGUACUUCGUGCGAAUGGAAUUUGAGGCACACAUCAAAGGCAUCAGUUCUUUGAUCAUGUUAUCUGAAGGCACUCUUAUAUCAGGAGGUGAGAAGGACAGGAAAAUCGCAGCGUGGGAUUCUCUGCAGAACUACAAGAGAAUUACUGAAACGAAGUUGCCAGAUGUGGCUGGCGGAGUUCGUAGUAUCUAUCCUCAAAGGCCAGGAAGAAAUGACGGCAACUUAUACGUUGGUACUACCCGAAAUAAUAUAAUGGAGGGAUCUUUACAAAGACGUUUCAAUCAGAUUGUAUUUGGCCAUUACAAACAACUCAUGGGCCUGGCGGUACAUCCGGACGACGAAAUGUUUGCCACCGCUGGUCAUGACAAAAACAUCGCUUUAUGGAAAGGCCACAAAUUGUUAUUUGCCACACAGGUCGGCUAUGAGUGCGUAUCUUUAGCAUGGCACCCAGGCGGUGGCGCCCUAGCUGCUGGCAGUACAGAAGGUCAUCUGAUAGUGUUAAAUGCUGAUGCCGGAGCACAUGUUGCUACCCUACGUGUUUGUGGAUCUCCCUUGAAUUGCUUACACUACAAUUCUGCUGGUGAUACACUCGCAAUAGGAUCACAAAAUGGCAGUAUAUACUUGUUCAGGGUAUCGCGAGAUGGAUUCUCGUACAAGAAAUCUAAUAAAAUUCGCGGUGCUCAGCCACUGGUGCAACUGGAUUGGAGUUUGGAUGGAAACUAUUUGCAGACUGUUACUGCUGAUUACGAUUUAGCUUUCUGGGAUAUUAAAUCAUUAUCGCCAGAAAAGAGUCCGAUAGCAAUGAAAGACGUGAAAUGGUCGAGUUACAAUUCAACAGUUGGAUUCCUUGUAUCAGGCAUGUGGAACAAUAGAUUCUACCCCAUGACAACAUUAAUAUCUACUUCAAGUCGUUCCUCCGCCCACGAUCUUCUCAUAUGUGGUGACUUGGAUGGAUACUUGCGUCUAUUCAGGUACCCAUGUGCCAGUCCGAAAGCAGAAUACAACGAGGUGAAAGCGUACAGCGGAACGAUAUUCAACGCUCGGUUCUUGUUUAAUGACCGGUGCUUGGUGAGUGCUGGUGGCAGUGAUGCGGCACUGAUGCUGUGGGAGCUGGUGGACGACUAGCAUGAGGCGGCGCAGGGGCGGCUCGCGCCGGCGGUGGUGGUCGCGCCCCCCACGCCCUCGCCGCCCCUCGCCCUGCAUCCUACCUUUACAAUACUAAACUUCGACGAGCUGGACUGAAUACGUCUACAUACCGCGAGGAUUUCAGUACACCAUUGAAGACGGUUCGAUGAUGAACCGCUUUAGUCUGGAUAAUACAAUAAAUCGAAUUUACUUUCGAAAAUUUAUCGUUAGCAUGAUAUCUCAGAUAUCAAUGAAGGCGCAAGUUUUUCCCAAUUUGGACUUCAUAUAUCCAAAUGAAUGGAUUUGGAACACGAGGAGUAUAAUAUUUGAUUAUUCGUAGUACACGACACACUGCCAUUCUUUACUUGCAUACAUAUAAAUUAAGUAUGUAGUGCAUAUAUGUAUAUCACGCUAAUAUAUUCUAAAGCUUAAAGGUGAUUAACAAUGAAUAAAUAUAAUAGAAAUUAUGUUGAGAAUUUCCUUAAAAAAUAAUUUUGAUAAACGACUUCAUUCUUAUAAUAGUAUUUAAAUACAUAUUUAUUAAUAUUUAAUCAUCAUUAUUAAGUAUGGCGUGUCUUUAAAGGUCAAAAUAUCGAUUAGGAUGUUCCAGUUUAUUAGUUAUACAAAAAUAAAGACGUGAGGAGCGAUGGCCGCACUUAAAUAUUUUUCAAGUUCAUAUCCACAUCGAUAUAUAACACGUGUAACAACACAACAUGAUUUAUUUGUAUACAUUUAAAAUGAAUUGGACCGCCAAUUGUUUUAUAAAUGACCCUGAAGCUCGCGAAUAGCGCCUGAGGCGUAUGAGGCACGAUUUCAAAUGCGUGCACAUAUUAUAUAAUAUUAUAAAUCUAAAAUGAUAAAAAUAUAAAUGGUAGAUGUAUGAAUAAAUAUAAGCACAAUUUUUUGAUAAUAUUUCAUAUAACACAUUAUAUUAUCACUAAGACAUUUAUACUCAAAGUGGCAGGCCACAAAUAUAUUUUUUGUUUUGUUCACAUUUGAUUUGACCCGUGUAAAAUAAUUGUAAUGUCCGUGGUGUCGAUUUUAAAGUGGUAUUAUUUUUAGCCAUCCUAUAGUAUCCAACUAUUAUUAAAUCGGUAAAACAAGUGGUAUAUCAUAUUUUACUAAAAAUCCAGUUCUUAUUUCUAAGUUGUAACGCAAGUAGAAACAACUCGAAUAGGAUCUAUUACCUAAUCAUGGAAUUAUACGUAAAAUAGGUUUUAAAAUAGCCCGUUUCUGGCUCUUGGGCGAAGCCAACUAUCAACACAGGUGAGACACAAACCUCAAAUUUUGACAGCCGCUCUUUUGGGUUCCGAUUUAAUUAAAUGUAUGCAAAAUGCAUGCACAAGCCUGGAAUCCAAUUCUCCACUGAAAUUUUGAUCCAAGGGGAGGGCAAAGCUGCAAUUUUACCUAAUUAGUACCAUUAAUUCAAUACAUUAUACAAAUAAUGACAAAAAAUAUGUAUACUUGCUUUGAUAAGAUUUGUAUUUUUGUAUGUAUCCCGUAUUGUAUUUGUAUCCAGGAACGGGCAAUUGACCUUCCCUACUCCUUCCCUGGUUACACUCAUGUUCUAAAUAAUGACAAUGCAAAA
Molecule: messenger RNA, 4573 nt
Organism: Manduca sexta (tobacco hornworm)
Lineage: Eukaryota; Metazoa; Arthropoda; Insecta; Lepidoptera; Sphingidae
Gene: DCX-EMAP
Product: echinoderm microtubule-associated protein-like CG42247
Exons: 19
Coding region: 1-2985 (994 amino acids)
Biological process (GO): microtubule cytoskeleton organization; intracellular signal transduction
Cellular component (GO): mitotic spindle
Molecular function (GO): microtubule binding
Source: RefSeq, a predicted model, not a curated record